This is a messenger RNA of Alligator mississippiensis (American alligator), 5283 nucleotides long. RefSeq names its product WD repeat domain 64 (gene WDR64). The transcript has 28 exons. Gene Ontology annotation, molecular function: protein binding. The record is from RefSeq and is a predicted model, not a curated record. Lineage: Eukaryota; Metazoa; Chordata; Crocodylia; Alligatoridae. The coding region runs from base 1 to 3321 and encodes 1106 amino acids.
AUGUCUGAUUGGAAGGAUUCAGAUAAACAGAACUGCUCUACCUUUUCUGAUGUGGCAAAUUUCAAGAAUGCUUUAAGGCAGUUUCAGAAAGUAGUUGAAAAAACAGUAGCUCAGAAGAAGGAGGAAAGAUUAGGCCUGUACAUUAAAGAUGAGAAUGAAAUAGAUUAUGAUAAAUUCUGUGCAACAGUACAGACUCUUUUUGGUCCGGAAGUGAAAGAUCAAGAUGUUAAGGCCUUUUUUAGGAAAAUUAGUAACAAUCCUGAUGGAAAAAUAGAAUGGUGUGAGAUCUUUGGCUAUUUUAUAAUAGAAGGAGAUGCUCUUGCUUCCCAGCUGGAUGAAGAGAACAUGGUUUUCCUGGUGUCCCGAAGGCGGCAGAUUACCAAAGCAGGUGUCAAGAGACGAGAUGCGAUUAGGUGUAUAGUUAAGGUGCCACAGCUGGAUUUCCUGGUGACAGCUUCUCAGAAAGGCACAUUAACUGUUUUUAAUAGCCAGAUGAGGGUUCUGGCCAGCACAAAUAUUGCAGAUAGUUCAUGGAUUACUGGAUGCGACUACCUUACUCAGCUCAAACGGGUGGUGGCUGUAACUGAAAGAACUGUUAUCAUCUGGGAUUAUAAAUCACAAGGCAGCUGCCAGGAUAAUUGCUUUAUUAUCAAACCAAUGGAACAUUGUCUGCUUUGUGUAUCUACGGUGAAUAUAUCAGAUCAACAGGCUAAGGAUGACAUUUUAAUGGGAGAUGAUGGUGGUCAUGUCAGCCUACUUACAGUGACCAGUGAUGACUUUGGACUGAAGCAGUCUAAAGCCAAACGAAAAUCACAAUUGCACGUCUUGGAUUCAAGGAACUUUAAAAACAUUAAACGGAAACUACAUGAUGACUGGGUUGUGAAAGUUAAGUACAUCUCUGUCCUGAAUUGUUUUGGAUCCUGCUCCUUAGACAGCGUACAUUCAUUUGUUUUGGAUGACUUAAAGAGACUAGAGGACAACAAACCUGUCAGAGAAUUUUCUGUCCCAAAGGGAGUUAAUGCCUUCACAUAUUGUGGAAAAGCAAACAUUAUUGUUACCGGAGGUGAUGAUAAAGUUCUUCGUUUAUGGCAUCCCAGUAUAAACACCAAGCCAGUGGGGAAACUGUUGGGGCAUUUAUUUAGCAUCAUGGAGAUUGUCACAAAUGAAAAAGAUCAGCACAUUGUCAGCCUUUCCUCUGCAAAGGUUUUUAGAGUGUGGGAUAUACAGACCCUUUCGCUACUUCAGGUCUUCCAUGAUAUUCAAGGAAGACCUGGAGAAAUGCAGAUUUAUGCUAUGGUAUUUGACAAUACCCACGGCAAACUGAUUACAGGAUCAUCUGUCAUUGAUAUUUAUCCUCUAACCCGUAUGAUACAAGAUACAAAACAAAUCCCACAAACACAUGAGAAAAGCAUUAAUGUACUGGCUUACAACUGGGCUUUUCACCAAGUUCUCACCAUUUGUGCUGAAUCUAUUGUGAAGAUUUGGGAACUCGAAACAGGAUAUCAAGUAUACCAGAUUGAAGAUGCCCAUGGGCCGAAUAUUGAAAUAACAUGUGCAGCGAUUGAGAAAAGUGGUUUUCAUUUUGCUACAGGGGCAUGUGAUGGAACAAUGAAAAUUUGGGAUUUUGGAAGUGGGCAGGAGAUUAAAGAUUUGCCUCUAGCACGAGAGAGCAGAGAAGAUGAGCAGUGGCUGCAGCUAGUUUAUCUGAAGGCUAAUGAAAGUCAGCACAUGAUCCUAGCCUUGGAGCAGAGUGGAAAGAUCAAAAUUGUUCAGACUAAUAAAGGGGAAGCUUAUCUGACUGUCACCUGGGAGCUUCCUGAGGCUAUACCAUUUUUGCAAAAGAACGCCAUCAUAUGUGUACAGCUGAAACCCAAUACAAGGCAACCAAAUGGAUUUUUUCCAGAUGUUCAGCUGUUGCUUGACUCCAGUUAUGAGAAUGAAGAAACACAGGAUCUGCCACCUGGCUCAGAAACAAAGUGCUUUGAUGUGUUAAAAGUAGAGGAAUACAGCUUGUUAGCUACUGGCAGAGCAAAUGGUGGAAUUACUUUGUGGAAUUUUGAAUCAGCCACUGUCAGAUACUUGUGGAGAAGUCGUCAGUGCAAUCAGACCUCUGCCCCUGUAGUAUCUGGAGUCACUGCUCUGCUCUUCCUUUUCCCACCUGCCUCAUUUUCCAGGCAUGCUACUCCCGGGUCCUCGAUUGUUUCUCUCUUUAUGAGUGAUAUCACUGCCAUACAGGGCCCUGAAUACAGCCAUGUGAGCCUGAAGAAGGAGAAUCUGAAAAGUGAAGUAAAUAUUAAAAUAACAGAAGAUACAGAAGGAGAAGUGGAGGAGACAGUCAAGUCUAAGAGCGUGAGCUUCUUUGAUCCCAAAGGAGAAGCACCUGGAAUAUCCAAAAACUUCUCAGGAUAUAAACGUUCACCAAUAUUGGCUUCUGCUCAUGAAAAUGGAAACAUCUAUCUGUGGAAUAUAAAGGGAGAUCUGCUGAGAGAAGUUUUGCCCUUCACAAAAUACUCUGCUACUCCUUUGACAGUCUUGUGCAUAGACCUCUCUGUGAGAAUGCUUUUGGCUGGCAGCAAGGAAGGACAUAUUAUGUGCUGGGAUAUUGGCUCAUUUCUGGAAGAUCCAGAAGAUAGUAACAAGCAAGUAAAGCAGCAACUUUUCUGGAGAGCUCAUUCUACCAAGGUAGUCAGCUUAUUCUAUGAAAAGGAGAAAAAAGUGGUGGUAACAGCCUCUGUGGAUGGUUCUGUCAGGCUCUGGCAUGCAACCAAUGGACACUAUUUUGGUUAUUUGGGACAGCCCAGGGUGUUUGAAUUAUCGGAACCCAGUGAUUUGAUUUUGCCCUGUGAUAUUAAUGAAUUUCCUACCAUAAUAAAAGAAAGCAACAAAUACAUGGAAAUGAAACAGACGUUUGAAUAUCCUCUAGUACUGGACAGGGAAAAAUGGAAAUCACUGACCAGAUCAUCAUUAAUUAUAAGGAAGCCAAGACCUGCUGAAGUGGAUCGGGAUUUCAAGUUUUUCAAAGCCCUCGCUUCUCCUAAGAUUAAUAGACAACCUUUGGAGAGUUUCAAGUCAGGAAACAAAGAAGCUGGGGUUGUGUUUGGAUCUCUACCUAUAUACAGAGUCAUCAGUUCAGCAAAGCUAAGAAAUUUUCCCCCACUGUGUUCAGACCCAAACCGAGAGUCUGUGGGGAGCAUUGUCAAAAGGCAUAAGCGUCCUGCAAUUUGUGAACAAUCACGUUCUUCGGUAAGAAAAACUGAAAAAUGGACUGUGACCCCUGGGGAAAGUCUGGCUCAAUCCUUUCCUUCAACCAACCCUUCCUAAAGCAUGAGAUUGUAGGAACUGCUGUUCCUGUAAUCAAAAAUAAAACUCUGGCACCAAGGGAAAAUGGAUAUAUUUAAAGAAAUUGUCACCAACAAGCAAGCAGGCUAAACCUCAAUACUGACAUUGUAUCAUUUCACAUAUCAGUAGCUCUCUUAGCUAGGAUAACUGCCAUUCUCCAUCCCAGAAGAUGUGGGAGAUGCUCACGAGACUUCACAAUACAUAUCAUCUAAGGCACCACACCUCCUAAAACUGCACAGUAUGACCAGAAAUAGUUCAUUGUUCUCAUGACACAGUAUAUUUGCAAACAAUUGACAGCUGUGGCUUUUCUGGUUUUUAAGUGCACGUAUUUCUAAAUGUUUUGCAUUAUUCUAAAUUUAUCAUGAUAGUUGCUUAAGUCCCCAAGCCCAUUGCCUAGACAGUGUAAAAAUAAGAAAAAAUGUGGUCCCUGCCUUCAAGUGCUGAGAACCUACAGGAUGAGACAAUUGGAUACAACUAACAGCCAAAGGAAAGAUAAGAUUAAAAGCCAGAGAACUGUGCCUGUAUAGGGUUGCGGGGUCAGGCAGUGACUGUAUGCAUGUGCACUUAUGUACACAUGCACGUAUUUUUGCAGUGUUCAAACCUAUAGUAAUAGGAAAUCUGAUUUCUUGCCAUGAAUAUGAUUCCAUAGUGCUUACUUAAUCAAAAUUCCCUCUGACUUCAGUAGAAGUUUCACCUAAGUUAAGAUGGUAGGCAUGGGAACCCAAAGCUCACAAGAUAUGACAGCAGAAAUAGACUUUCACUUUGCUCCUCUGCAAACUUGGAAAUGCAGUGCAGUCUUGUGUUGGUUCUUUCAUCCUGAAGUUACUGGGGAAGAUUAGGAAAGGGUUAGUAAAGGGUUAAAAAACCAAUGGAAGGAGGGGCAUAGCAGAUGAAAGGUAAAAGGAAACAAGAUAAUUUGAGGGCAAACAAAGAGAAACAGCAUCAAGAAAAAUGCUGUAUGAAGGAAUAGAAAGAGAAGUGAUUCCCAAUACAGAAAUGCAUUGGGAAUCUCAAGAGGAAUCUUUUUUUUCUAUGGUGUGUCAUGGUAAUAUGGUACCAUAGACUAUAUAAUGUCCAUAUACUGAUAUCACACUGUAAUGUAAAGUAUCUUAUGCCUUGUGCUGUCAAAAAAGUAAAUUGAGCUAAGACAGUUAUACAGAGAAAUAUUUAAGGAUUAGUUAUUAAAAUAACCAGUCACCCCAUCAAGUAAGCCGCUUAUUGUCUUCCAUGCAUUAAGCCUGAUAACAACACUAUCCAAUACGGACAUGCUUUUUUAUUUAUGGUGACAUUUACCACUGAGAACUGAAUCACAAGGUACAAAGGACUAGAUCUACAAAAGGACUUAUGCAUCAAAAUGCUCAGUGUUAGAGUUCCUGAAGCAUCCUUGAAAACCACACUUGUUGCCAUCCCUAGAAGAUACAACUUUGAUUCCCAGUUCCACGUACAAUGCAUGGAGGGCUGAAGCAAACUGAAAAUGGAUUUUGCAAAAGCUGCCACACCUAAGCUGCCAUCUCUUUUAGCUAAAGGAAAUGCUGAAGAGAAGAUGGUGUCUGAAUGGCUUGGAUCCUACCUACUUAAGGGACCACAUCCUCCUUUAUGCUUCUCUGUGAUCCCUAAGGUCAGAUGAGAGCAACCUUGGGCAAGUUCCAUCUGUGCACGUGAGGUCAUUCUCUGAAUUCACUCCUUAAUUUUGGAACUCUCUCCUCCUGGAAGCCCACCAAAGCUUGAGCCUGGACAUCUUCCAGUAUUGUAAUACCACCUUAUUUGGGCAGAUGUUCAGCAGGCAAGGUUACGUUUGGGGGCAUUGUUUGGGAAGUUGUUAAACUGUUUUUGGUUUUUUCUAAUGUAUUGGUUUUAUUGUAAGCCCAGAGCCUUUUGAGGGGAAGGGCAGUAUAUAAAUCAAAUAAAUCAAUAAUAAAAUAAAUAAAUCUCUAAUCUCCCUCA